Spathaspora passalidarum NRRL Y-27907 is the source of this 5553-nucleotide messenger RNA. It is a transcript of the gene SYG1, whose product is annotated as Syg1p. The transcript has 2 exons. Bases 84 to 2930 code for a protein of 948 amino acids. The record is from RefSeq and is a predicted model, not a curated record. Gene Ontology annotation, cellular component: cytoplasm; plasma membrane; Golgi apparatus. Gene Ontology annotation, biological process: cellular response to phosphate starvation; phosphate ion transport. NCBI's taxonomy places the organism in Eukaryota, Fungi, Ascomycota, Pichiomycetes, Serinales, Debaryomycetaceae. Gene Ontology annotation, molecular function: inositol hexakisphosphate binding.
GCUUUAAUUUUCUUGCACGUUGCUUAUCGCAAUUGUUUAGUCCUCAUCACUCCACCAAAGCUCUCUGUUUGUCCUCCUCUUGAAUGAAGUUUGGUGAAUCCUUGAGCGAGGGGUUGGUGCCCGAAUGGCACGACCAAUAUGUGGAUUAUAAAGCCGGAAAAAAGUUGAUCAAGAAGUUGGUCAGUCUACGUGAAGAACAACAAAGUGGAUACAACACUGACGACAGCAAGAAAGCGGCACAGGACACAACACCGUUAUUAGAAGCCCAAGAAGAAAGAAACAGAUAUACCGGAGUCGAAGAUAUCAUUACUGAUGAACCACUUUCCCCAAAUAGGAACUUUACUUCCAGUGAUGGUGAAGACUUGACGGAAUUCCCCACCAGACCGAAACUUAAGGUUAGAGCUCGUUCUGUGUUUGGGUUUGACUCGUUUAAUUUAGGAAGAGACAAAUCAGAGGAUUAUACCCAUAUUUCCGAAAAGUUUAAUUCUUGGUUAGAAAGUGAACUCGUGAAAGUCAAUACAUUCUUUCUGGAAAAGGAACAGGAUGUGUAUGAAAGGUUCUUAUUAUUGCAAGAUCAACUAUACCAGCUCCGUGAUCACAAAUUAUCAAUAAUUAAAGAAAGAACCCAGCAGCAGAGAGGUCCUUCUCCUAAAAUUUCAAACAAGUUUCCAUUUCAAAACAGAUUAUCGUUACAGGAAUUGAACCGACUCGAGUUACCUUCUUUACCAUCUGGCACAUUCUUGAAGAAAUUAGGAAGACGAAGAAAUGAAUCAACUGGAGACGAUAUCUCUUUGCAUACAGACGACAGUGUCGACGUUAACUAUGCUGAAAACAGAAUAAGAAACGGAUUGACAGAUUUAGGAGCCGACGACCAAUCUCUUGGAUCCGACGUGGAAGUAGAUAUUCCAGACAGGCCUCGCCCGCCAGAAACAGCAGAACAAGCACGUCAAUCGCAAAGACGAGACUAUGUCGUCAAAAAGCAACAUUUUGGAGUUCCAUAUCUAUUUGCCCGUCGACAACUAAAAGACGCCAUAUUAGAACACUAUCGUUCAUUAGCAUUACUAAGAUCUUAUAAAACCUUAAACAGAACUGCAUUUAGAAAAAUCACCAAAAAAUACGAUAAAUUGUUAAAAAAGGACACCAUGAAGGCGUUCAUGAACAGAAUUGAUAACCAUGCCUAUUUCUUGACCAGUGAUUUAGUAGACAAGUUAAUUAACCAAGUUGAAGAGUCAUAUAUCGCCUUUUUUGAUCCCGAGACCAAAGACAGGAAGCAUUCACUUGAAAAAUUGAAAUCUAUCGCAUAUGCAUUGAAUGCGUCGGAAAUGAAACCUCCAAAUUUCUACCUGGAAUUCUUUACCUCGGGAUUUGCUCUUGGGUUUGGUAUUCCAUUGUUGGGAACAGCAAUAUAUGUCGCAAUUCACAACAUAAUUACUGGACUUUUGCCAGAGGGGAAAUACUUGCUUCAAAUAUGGGCUGGAUUUUUCCUUCUAAUGUUGAUGUUUAUACUAUUUGGAGUGAACUUGGCUGUUUUUGAUAAAUACAAGAUCAACUACAAAUUUAUUUUUGAAUUCAAUAUGUCAACAGUGAUGAAUUAUAAACAGUUUUGGUUAUUACCUUCUCUUGGGUUUGCAUUGCUUUGUAUUCUAACGUGGUUCAGUGUUCAUGAUUUCUGGCCGUCGGCAUUUGCAGGAAGAGAUUGGCCGUGGUUAUACUUGGGAAUAAUAGUAUUGGUAUUCAUCUGGCCUGGAAAUCAAUUUUACUCUUCUAGCAGAAGAUGGUUACAAGUUGCCCUUUGGAGACUUUUGCUUUCUGGAUUCUAUCCUGUUGAAUUCCGUGAUUUCUUCCUCGGUGACAUUGUCUGUUCACUAACUUAUACCAUGGGUAACAUUUCCUUCUUCUUUUGCAUAUAUGCCCAUCAUUGGAAUGGUGCAUUAUCAGGUAAUCCCGGCGAGGAUAAUGUCUGUGGAUCAGGAAAGUCAAGACUUAUGGGAUUCUGCAGUACGUUACCCAGUAUAUGGAGAUUCUUACAGUGUGUCCGUCGUUAUAUGGACACCGGGGACUGGUUCCCUCAUUUAGCAAAUAUGAUGAAAUAUACUAUGUCGGCACUUUAUCAAAUUACAUUGAGCAUGUAUCGUAUAGAACGAAACAAUGCCAACAAAUCAACGUUUAUUUUGUUUGCAUGCAUCAACUCAUUGUAUACUUCGGCAUGGGAUAUUUUUAUGGAUUGGUCACUUAUGCAAAGUGGGUCCAAGAAUUUCUUGCUUCGUGAUCAUUUGUUUUAUAAGAGACCGAUAUAUUACUACCUGGCUAUGAUUGUGGAUGUCAUUUUGCGGUUCCAGUGGAUCUUUUAUGCAUUUUUCAGUCAUCAGAUUCAACAAUCGGCAGUGACCAGUUUCUGCAUUGCUGUGGCUGAGAUUAUUCGUCGUUUUAUUUGGAUUUUUUUUAGAAUGGAGAAUGAACAUUGCAGUAACGUGAUUUUGUUCCGAGCAUCCAAGGAUACACCGUUGCCAUACUCUAUCUCGCCUAAAGUUCAGCGGGCAAUUAAAAAAUUGGUGAUGUUGAAAUACACCACUGAGCCUCUUUUGGUUGAACAGGUCAGUACUCAGCCGCAGGAAACUGUCGGUGUCACCCAGACACCCUACUCUACUGGUCUGUUGGCUAGAGACGAAGAGGAGAUAGAUUCCGACGAAGUUAGUCAAAUUAGAUUGGAUACUGUUCGUUCAGCGCUUCCUCAACUUACUCGUCGAAAGAGUACUUUCCAAACAAUUUCGGAAUCGUUGCAUACUGCCCAUAUUAAAGAUUUCCAAAGAAGAAAAGUUGCUACUCAAGCAGAUGAUGAAAGUGAUGAUGAAGACGAGGAAGAAAGUUUACAUGCAGCGCAUAGAACUUCUUCCAGGCACUCCAAUAGAUCGUCUGGAAGAGAUAUGUAACAAUAUUUUAUGUCCAUUAUAUGUAAAUAUACGCUUAUAACAUGAAAGCUCUAGCAACGUAAGGUUCUUCCAAAUACUUGAUUUCUUCUUCAGAUAACUUGAAUGUUGUGGCACCUAAGAUAUCAUCGACCCUGGCAGUAGAAGAAAGACCAACGAUAGGGUUACAUCCCUUGCUAAUGACCCAAGCAGUGGCAACAACAGCCAUACUGACACCACGUUUCUUGGAGAGAACUUCAACACGGUUGACAAUUUCCUUGUCUGCUUCUGGCAAAUCGUCCAAAUGUAAUCUUUGGAAUGACUUAUCUGAUUCAUUUCUCUUAUUCACUGAAGAAGCACUAAGUGGACGACUCAAAACACCUCUGGCAAUUGGUGACCAUGGAAUGAGGCCAACCUUUCCAAAAUCACCUUCCUGACAGAAUGGGAUCAUUUCUCUUUCUUCUUCACGAUAAAGCAAGUUGUAAUAGUUUUGCAUACUAAUAAACUUGUGCCAUCCGUUCUUAUCAGCAAUAAAUUGCAAUUGAGCAAAUUCAACUGCUUUCAUAGAUGAAGCACCAAUGUAUCUGGUAUAACCCUGGUCAACAACAUCAUUCAAUGCCUUCAUAAUUUCCUUCUUUGGAGUUUCAUGGUCCAAUCUGUGGAUUUGCAACACAUCAACAUAAGUUCCAAGUCUCUUCUUAAUUGCUUCAACACCAUCAAAGAUAUGCUUACGAGACAACCCCUUAGAAUUAUAGUAAUCAAUUGCUGGGAAUUGGCCUUCUUUAGCAAGAUUAAACCCAGGAGUGUUUGGAUCCAGGGGAAAGAAAACCUUACUUAAGAUAACAACUCUAUCACGAGGGAUGUUGUACUUUUUAAGAAACUUUCCAAGCAAUUCUUCUGAUUUACCAUUGGAAUAAACAUCAGCGGUGUCGAAAGUACGUAAACCAACAUCGUAACAUUUCUUCAAGAUUUUGAAGAUUUCUUCUUCAUCUUCUAAAACCCAAUCUGCCCAUGCUUUGGAACCAUAGGACAUACAUCCUACAAUGAUGGGAGCAAUUUUUAAUCCUGAUUCUCCUAAGUUGUUGUACUUGAGUUCAAUUGACAUAUUGUUGGCACUAUUGAGCAAUGGAAUAAUUCGAUCAAGUGGAAAAUUCAGGAGCCUUUUAUAGGGAUCGCCCCGAGAAGCGCGGACCGGCGGGGUUCUUCCGAAUCACCUUUACUUUUGUGGUAAUUAUUGUCGGAAACAAAUAAAAGAGUGCGAAGGUUAUUUUUGCUUACAAAUGCGAUAGAGAUAGGGGGGGUUUACAACAAGGCUUAAUCUCAAGACCAAUGACUCACCAAGGAAGCAAGUAACCGUGGAUGAAUGGAAGAUGAUUUAUAAUAAUUGUAUAGUUUUCUAAAUACCGCAAACAAACAGUAACUGUUGACUCACGCAACGAAGAAUUACAGAUGUAACAUUUAGAACAUAGCAGCUCUUGGGUUAUAUGGUUCUUCCAAAUAUUUGGUUUCUUCAGGAGUCAAGGUUAAAUUGGCAGCAUGAAUAAUAUCGUCAACUCUACCUACAGAAGAAAGACCAACAAUUGGAUUGCAGCCUUUGUUGAUAACCCAAGCAGUAGCAAGAACAGCCAUACUGACUUUGUGCUUUUUGGCCAAUUCUUCUACACGGUUGACAAUUUCACGAUCCUGUUCAGGUAAAUCAGAUAAAUGCAAAUAUUUCAAAGCAAAGUCGGUCUUGUCUCUUCCAGUCUCAGAAGCACCCCCAAUUGGACGAGCUAAAACACCACGGGCAAUUUGGUGACCAUGGAAUAAUACCGACAUCUCCAAAAUCACCUUCCUGACAGAAUGGAAUCAUUUCUCUUUCUUCUUCACGAUAAAUCAAAUUGUAGUAAUUUUGCAUACUAAUGAACUUGUGCCAUCCAUUUUGUUCGGCAAUAAAUUGCAAUUGAGCAAAUUCAACUGCUUUCAUAGAUGACGCACCAAUGUAUCUGGUAUAACCCUGGUCAACAAUAUCAUUCAAAGUCUUCAUGAUUUCCUUCUUUGGGGUGUCAUGAUCCAAUCUAUGGAUUUGUAACACAUCAACAUAAGUACCAAGUCUUUGUUGAAUUCCCUUAACGGCAUCAAAAAUAUGUUUACGGGAUAAACCCUUGGAGUUGUACCAAUCGAUAGCUGGGUAAUUGGCAGCAGUGGCAAAUGAAAAGUUAGGAUCUUCGGUAUUUACAGGGCCGAAAACCUUACUCAAAAUAACAACUCUAUCACGAGGAAUGUUGUAAGUUUUGAGGAAUUUACCGAGCAAUUCUUCGGAUCUACCAUUGGAGUAAACAUUAGCAGUGUCGAAAGUACGUAAACCAACAUCAUAACACCUUUUCAAAAUUUUCAAUACUUCUUCUUCAUCUUCAAUAACCCAGUCGUUCCAAGCCUUGGAACCAUAAGACAUGCAUCCAACGAUAAUUGGAGCGAUCUUUAAUCCGGAACUACCUAAAUUGUUAUACUUGAUUUCUGCGUCAACUGUCAUUUUCUUGUCUGUUUCAACUGUGGCGGUCUACCCUUUCGGCGAGUACAAGGGGAAUUAAGCCCAUUUAAAUAGUAAUUGGGAUAAUCAUCCUCGUCUACUACAAAAGGGAAAUUUCUCGGAGUUAUCUCAAAUGGG